AUGACAUGCGCAACUAAAACGUCCUGCGAAGGCUGCUCCUGCAGCAAUAUCAACACCCCCAUCAACAUCGAAGACUGCGAAUCCGAACUCCUCGCCCUGCGCCAACGCACCCGCGACCUCGAAAAGACCCUAGCCUCCGUGACGAAACAAGCCUCUGUAACCCCAACAAAACGUCUCCGCUCCGCCCAAUGGUUCGACAAUGACGACAACCCGGGCAUGACAGCCCUCUACAUCGAGCGCUACCUCAACUACGGCAUGACCCGCGACGAACUCAUGUCCUCUAACAAACCCGUAAUCGGAAUCGCGCAGUCCGGUUCCGACCUGAGCCCUUGUAACCGGUACCAUUUGGAACUGGCGAAGCGGGUGAGAGAGGGGAUUCGGAGUGCGGGGGGUAUUGCGAUGGAGUUUCCGACGCAUCCGAUUCAGGAGAGUACGAGACGACCGACGGCUUGCUUGGAUCGAAAUUUGAUGUAUUUGGGACUUGUGGAGUUGUUGUAUGGGUAUCCGUUGGAUGGAGUUGUGUUGUUGACAGGGUGUGAUAAGACGACACCGGCGGCUUUGAUGGCGGCGGGGACUGUGAACAUCCCGGCGAUUUGUCUGAAUGUUGGGCCUAUGAUGAAUGGCUACGUGAAGAGUGAACUGGCCGGGUCCGGCAUGGUACUUUGGAAGGGGAGGGAGAUGUAUGCUGCUGGGGAGAUCAACAAGGAGGAGUUUAUCGAUUAUGUUUCCAGAGGUGCACCAUCAGUUGGCCAUUGCAACACCAUGGGAACAGCAUCGACCAUGAAUGCGCUGGCUGAAGCACUGGGAAUGGCGCUUCCCGAGUCAGCUGCAAUCCCAGCACCAUAUCGCGAAAGAGCGCAAUGCGCCUACGAAACCGGUCUACGGAUCGUUGAGAUGGUCCACGCAGACCGCAAACCCAGCGACAUCAUGACCCGCCAGGCCUUCGAGAACACCAUCGUCGUCAACACGGCCAUUGGCGGCAGCACCAACGCACCAAUCCAUAUCAAUGCGAUCGCAAAACAUAUCGGAAUCGAUAUAUCGCUAGACGACUGGGAUCGACUUGGCUUCCAUAUCCCGCUGCUACUCAACAUGCAGCCUGCAGGCGAGCUGCUGGGCGAAGAAUACUAUCGCGCAGGAGGUCUCCCCGCUAUCAUGGCCGAGUUACUGGACGCAGGCAAGUUGCACGCCGAUGUGCUGACCUGCAAUGGUCGCACAGUCACUGAUAACGUGCGCGGUCGGCACAGCUGGGACCGGCGCAUGAUCCGCGCCUACAAGGAUCCUCUGGUCGCUGAUGCAGGCUUCGUGCAUCUGCAGGGUAACCUGUUCGACUCAGCAAUCAUGAAAACUUGCGUUAUCUCGCAAGAAUUCCGCGAGAAAUUCCUUGAGAACCCGAACGAUCCGAAUGCCUUCGAAGGGACCGUAGUCGUCUUCGACGGUCCUGAGGAUUACCACCACCGCCUCGAAGACCCCUCUACCCCGAUCAACGAAUAUAGCAUCCUUGUCAUGCGUGGCGCAGGACCCCUGGGCUAUCCCGGUGCCGCAGAAGUGGUCAACAUGCAUCCACCAGGUCGUCUAUUGCGACAGGGUGUACACUCACUGCCAUGUAUCGGGGAUGGACGACAAUCGGGAACCUCGGGGUCACCGUCGAUUCUCAACGCCAGUCCCGAGGCUGCCGCCGGAGGAAAUCUGGCACUGCUGCGUGACGGCGACCGGCUGCGUGUCGAUCUAAAUCAGCGCCGCGUGGACAUUUUGUCGGUGUCGGAGUAUGAGUUGCGACAGCGGAGGGAGGAAUUGGCAAUACGAGGAGGAUACGAUAAUCCACAGAGUCGGACACCGUGGCAGGAGAUGUUCCGGAAAGAGACUGCGCAGCUGAAUGAGGGAAUGGUGUUGCGCGAGGCUGUCAAGUAUCAGCGAUUAGCGCAGGGGGAAGAGCCUCGCCAUAAUCACUAG
Molecule: messenger RNA, 1950 nt
Organism: Aspergillus chevalieri
Lineage: Eukaryota; Fungi; Ascomycota; Eurotiomycetes; Eurotiales; Aspergillaceae
Product: IlvD/Edd family dehydratase
Exons: 3
Coding region: 1-1950 (649 amino acids)
Molecular function (GO): hydro-lyase activity
Source: RefSeq, a predicted model, not a curated record